AAAAAUAGGAGGACAUUUUGGGACACAUAUCUAGAAUAGUGAAUUGGUCAGUUAUGCCAUACGAAAUUGUGUCGUGAAGUAUUGAAAACUACGUCAUUUGGAAUUUAAAAAGAUAACUGGUGCCAAAAAUACUCAACUUUGCUAAUGCCGACUAACGGUCAAGUACUAUCUUUCAGCACUUGCUCAGCAUGAUAUUUCAUUUUAUCUGUUAAAAAACGUAAUCAAUAUUCUUAUAUCCGAAAAUUGAUUAAUGGCAGAGCACUAUCUGGUCAGAUACCAAUAUCGUCAUUGAUUCAUGUGUGUUUGCUUAGUGGCUUCUGCUAUUUAUAAGCAGAACUAGGAAAAUAUUUGCCAUAACCACAGAAGUACUAACAAGUGUAUGUCUAAUAUCAUGGGCUUUUUCAAACUGUUGGGAAUCUCUUUAAUAAUUCUUUUUGCUAUUAUCUUUUUACCUGGAUUGCCGCCAUGGAUGACAUUUCCAUUUGAAUCUUAUCGUGUUACUCCUCCACACGAACUCGUUGGUUCAUUCAUGCCGAACAAUUAUCUGGACAACGCUGAACAUAUUUUGGUCGGGAAAGUGAAUGGCCCUGAAGGUUUGAUUGCAAAGGAUAAUAUUUGGUUCACUUCAAAUAACGGCGGUGAGGUCUUAAGGAUCGAUGGUGAGGAGGUGACAGUUUUAGCAAAGUUUGGAGAAUCUUGCGAAUUACCCUAUGAGGAGGCAAAAUGUGGGCGGCCAUUGGGGUUGGCAUUCGACACUAUCGGCAACAAUCUAAUUGUUGCAGAUGGAUAUUAUGGCCUCUGGUCAGUGGAUCUAGUCAACGGAGAUAAAACCCUGCUAAUUUCCCCUCGACAAACUUUAGAUGGUCUUUUGAAGAGGCCAGCUAAAGUAUUCAAUGGAGUUGCGGUUGAUAAAAAAGGUGUAAUUUACUGGACGGAUUCAUCAUCUGACUACGGGUUCGAAGAUGGAUUUUUUGCGAUGCUUGCUAAUCCUUCUGGAAGACUUUUCAGGUAUUGCCGCUGGAUGAAUGCGUCAACAAUGCUUCUAGAUGGAAUCAACUUUGCCAAUGGUAUCGCUCUUAGUCCUAAUGAAGAAUUUCUUGUUGUUGCUGAGACUGGCUCAUCGCAGCUUUUAAAAUUACAUUUACGAGGUCCUUUCAAGGGGCAAAAGGAAAUUUUCUCUACAGCACUUCCUGGGAACCCAGAUAACCUCUCCCCGGAUUCCAAAGGCAUUUGGGUCCCUUUAGUAAUGGCCCGCGACUCUGAAAACCCAGCAGUUUUCCAGUUGAUCUCUAUUUAUCCUCGUAUACGUCGAUUCAUCUUACGAAUAUUUGCACUUUUUGAGUUACCUUUCCGCAUGUGGAAUGCCAUCCUGCCUAACGUGUUUUGUAAAAAAGUUCUUUACGCGACCGUAAGUUUUAACAGUUUCAUCGAGUUAGUGCCUACCCGAACGACCGUGUUACGUAUUGAUUGGGAAGGAAAUGUGGUCGGUGUACUACAUGGCUAUGAUAAGUCGAUUCGCUUCAUUUCACAAGUCCUCCAAGAAGGAGAAGCAUUAUAUUUAGGGUCACCGUUUAAUGAUUUUAUAGGGAAAAUUACCUUGCCAAAAGAUUUUAAAGUAAUCAGUAUCGAAAAGGAUUCUUACGAUAAGAAUAGAGUAAAGCAAAACAGAGAACAUGAUGAAUUAUAAGAUAGACUUAAUCCCGUUUUAAUGUUAUAUUU
Messenger RNA from Hermetia illucens (black soldier fly), 1719 nucleotides. RefSeq names its product adipocyte plasma membrane-associated protein-like. Gene Ontology annotation, molecular function: strictosidine synthase activity. NCBI's taxonomy places the organism in Eukaryota, Metazoa, Arthropoda, Insecta, Diptera, Stratiomyidae. Gene Ontology annotation, biological process: biosynthetic process. The coding region runs from base 380 to 1687 and encodes 435 amino acids. The transcript is spliced from 4 exons. The record is from RefSeq and is a predicted model, not a curated record.